AUGCUAGCCCUUGAUUUACUACAAGAGUGUCAACAAAAAUGUGUAAUUUGUGGGGAACGGGCUAUUGGCAAAAACUUUAACGCAUACACCUGUCAGCCGUGUAAAGCAUUUUUUCGACGUAAUGCCACCGCAUCUAAGGAUUUGAAAUGCUAUCGCAAAGACAACUGCGAAAUAGACCUGAAAACGAGAAAAUACUGCAAAAAGUGUCGACUCGUGAAGUGCUAUGCGAUGGGAAUGAAAACUGAUGUGAUCGUCAAGAAUGACAUGAAAAAGGAGUUAAAACUUCAGCGAGAAAUAGGUGACAGAAACGGUGGCCACGUGUCCAUCAAACCAGAUCCCGAUGCCGUGAAAUGGAGAAGCGAUUCAGUGGAGAGUUAUAGCACGGGCUCCGACACGAACACCGGUUCCCCAGACAUACCAUACCAUGACUUCGCGUCCCAUCCCCUA
This is a messenger RNA of Oppiella nova, 447 nucleotides long. Lineage: Eukaryota; Metazoa; Arthropoda; Arachnida; Sarcoptiformes; Oppiidae. The record is from the annotation of a GenBank genome assembly.